AUGGACGCCGCCGCGGAGCGUGGCGUCGUCGGAGGAGGGAGGGGCGACUCCGACGGGUCACGGGGCUCCCACUUUUGGUGGUGGCUGCUCUACACGCUGGCGGUCGUCGCAACCACGGCGGCGGUGAUGCCGGGGCCGCUCAGCGCCGAGGCGGUGGCCGCCCGCGCUGCGAGGCGCGAGGCGAGCCUGAUCAACCCGCGCAAGGACCACCCCAGCGCGCAGUCCUUCGCCUCCGUCGGCGGGCCAGCGUCGCCGCGGCACCGCUCGCCGGGCUUUGGGGACUGA
This is a messenger RNA of Emiliania huxleyi CCMP1516, 285 nucleotides long. RefSeq lists its product as hypothetical. The coding region runs from base 1 to 285 and encodes 94 amino acids. NCBI's taxonomy places the organism in Eukaryota, Haptophyta, Isochrysidales, Noelaerhabdaceae. The record is from RefSeq and is a predicted model, not a curated record. The transcript is spliced from 2 exons.